Messenger RNA from Eriocheir sinensis (Chinese mitten crab), 1396 nucleotides. RefSeq lists its product as uncharacterized. The record is from RefSeq and is a predicted model, not a curated record. The transcript has 4 exons. Lineage: Eukaryota; Metazoa; Arthropoda; Malacostraca; Decapoda; Varunidae. The coding region runs from base 133 to 942 and encodes 269 amino acids.
AAGCAGUAGAGGCGUAUAUACGGACCAGACAAAAAACUGGCCUCGAGUGACGGUGGUCUCGCGGGGCGUGGCAGUGGCGGGCGACGGCCUGACUCGACCUCCGCGGCCCGGCUCAGUCAGAGGGUAGACUUCAUGAGCAACGGCAGUAUGCAGCGAUCUGAACCCGUAAAAGGCGCAGCCCUAGUGGUGCUGCUACUUGCCCUACACACUGUGCUGGUUGAAAGUGGGGGAGCGUAUGGCGGCGGCGGCGGCGGUGGCUUUGGCCAUGGACCUGUGUUGGGAGACGCCAAUGCCUUCGGGUGUCGUCCUCAAGUCCACUAUAUCACGCAUUACCGCACCAAGUUCCAGGAUGUACCGGUUUACAAGACGGUUAUAGCGACCGACGUGGCGGUGAAGAACCGAAACGAACUCGUCUACAGCACCGUGGUCAACAUCGAGACAGUCUCACUCACCUCAACGGUUCUUGAGACCACUACGGAAAUUGUAACCAGUGUGGCUCGCAGCGAGGUGAUAAAAACUAUAACGAAUGUGGUCUCGGUUCCCUACUACACCACCACCAUAGAGUACCUGCAGCAGACGCGAGUCGUGGACAUCACCUCACACGUGUUCGACGUCGCGGAGUACGCCUACCCCGUCACCCUCACCGAGGUGGCAACGGCCGCCGCUACCAUUGACCUGCCCGUGACUGUGGUCGAAAAGAGUGCGGCGCCGCUGUUUAGGGAUCACAUUAUCCUUAACACCAUUACUAAGUACGUGACCGUGACGCACACUAACCCCGGCUAUGGCUACCAGAACGACGUUGCCUACGUAACUCAAAACGUCGUGGACUAUACGCCUUCCUACGUCACGAAGACCCAGUACAAGACGAAGCACGUCACCCACACCACCUUCGUGAACGUCCCAUCCUACUCCACGGUGUUUGGCCCCUGCAAUUACUAUUAACCCUGUUACCUCGCGGCUCUUUUUUUUCAUGAACCCUUACUUUCACCUCAUUUCUUAUCCUGUAUUAGUAUUAGCACUGCAUUGUAUAUAUCUCUUAUGCCUUUGUAAACAUUGCUGAAAACUAAGAUCAGCAGAAAUUUGUUUGUAAACGUGUCAUUAUUUUUACUUUUUUUUCAUGUUCAUCACUUUCUCUCUAACACAUGAGCAAGUAGCCACUGCCCUGGUCAUGGCAGGCAAUAUUCAAAGGCCAGUCUUGUGUCUCUCAUCACUAUAGACUUCCUUGUACAAUGAUAUUUUCCCAUUAGUAUUAUUGUUUUCGAAUUGUUAAGUUUUCUUCUUAGCUGAACCCCAUGUUUUAUGCCCAUGUUUAGGAUACAUUUUACUUUUCUACGGAUAUAACUCAUAAUAUGAUCCAAAAAAAAUGAACAUCUCCAAUAAACACUUAUUUGUGUAA